Sordaria macrospora k-hell is the source of this 459-nucleotide messenger RNA. RefSeq lists its product as uncharacterized. The record is from RefSeq and is a predicted model, not a curated record. Lineage: Eukaryota; Fungi; Ascomycota; Sordariomycetes; Sordariales; Sordariaceae.
AUGCCUCUAGAAAACCAACAACCAGGCAAUCCCGUCAUCCUGAUUCGCGAAAUCCGUCUAUAUCACCUCGGUCCCUCCCCCGACUCUUACAUCCAGAACUCGUCUCUCGCUGCCGCACAUCAUCGGAAAGCCAGGUCAGCGCAACCACCCGCCCGGCCACAACCUUCCCGUCCCGAUGACACCAUUCGACCCAGCACCAGCCCAACGAUUGCCCUUUCCACCCAGUUCCUGAAUGUCGUCAGCUACGGGAAAUUGAACAUUUCCAUUCUGGACAAGGGACUUACGCAACGAAGAGGAAACCACCAAUUAUCGCUCCCCAUGUCGCCAAAAUGCCCAAGGAGUGAGUGUCGAAGUGCUGCAACACGGUCUCCCACAAUGAUUGCCAUGAGCGCUCCGGUCCAUCUCGAGAUUCUUGGGCGGUUCUCAAAGCGCCGAAUGAGACGGCGACCAGACAAAUGA